AUGUUGGUCGAAACACCCGUUUCCAUCAUCGAUCUGGAAACGCAGGUGGACAGGCUCAUUAGCGCCAUUAGGGGCCACAGCGGGAAGGUGGCCCAGGGUGCUCACUCUGCCUUCGCUAACAAAGCCUACGCCUGCCGCCUGGGAUUUGAGCUCGCAGCCGCUGGAGCGACAGAGUUAGUCUGGUCCGCGAUCUGUGAGUAUUUCCACGACGAAGUGAACGAGCAGGUGCACACCGUCUUCGGCGCGCGGGACAAAAGUCGAGGCGUGACCGCAAGUUCCGCCACUGCAUCCAAGAAUGGCUGUCUUCCCGCACCUGCCGCGCGGGGGGAGAGCGGCGAAGAUGGUGUGCUUUCAGCCCCCAGGACGUCGACGAGCCGCAAAAGUACAGACAUGCAACUAGUCACUGCUGUCUGCCUCAUGGUACAGUUGCGAACCGUUGUUACCUUUCACCGAGCCUCAAAGAAUGAUCCGCAUCUUUACACGGCGCAGUCGAUCCGCGAAGCGGCAGACAGGCUGCAAGAAUGCCAGCACUACCUCCGGGCUUUCGUUCAGCUACCAUGCCAAGAUCGCGAGUCGUACUAUUGGAUUCCGCUCCAGUGUAGCAUCAUGGUUUACCGCAUCUGUAGAUACUUGCGAACGGAACAUCAUGGAAGUUUAUGUAGGCCGUGCUUAGCGUGGGUGCUUUCGUGCCUCGACGCGAGUGUCCCGCUGCUGAGUCCUCAGUACCUGCGCUGGAAGUCAUCUUUAGCUCUUCAGAUUAUUCGCGUCAGCGAGACUGAGAUGGCGUUCGACGAUGCCAGCCGCGUGUGCACUCGCAUGCUGGGGGAAGUCCAGAAGCUGGAACUAUACGAACGCAUGGAACCCCCUGUCCCGGAAGAAAUCAGAAACAUCUUGGCCCACACACGCUUUCUCUUCACGGCGCUCAGUCUCAAGUACCAGUGCUGGUCCGAAGAACUUCCAGUAAGCACGGCCGUGGAGACUCUACAGCAGUUGUCUCGGGACUUCGCUGCGGUUUACGCCCGAGAAACACAAGACACAGACCCGUUUGGCCCGAAUGUAGGCAGAGGCCGCGCGCCUGCUGCUCCCGCAACUUUUGCCCCGUCUACUCUUCCGCUAGAGGAUGUGCACGGAUCCAGCUAUCUGCCGCAGCGUCUGGUGAUGACUUUGCUGCUGGAGUUCGCUUCCCUCGACGACGGUUCUCAGCGCUUAGUUGACCUCUCGGAUUGGCUGCCACAGGCCGAGAGUCUCCUGCCUCAGUAUCUGCCGCCUUCCGACCGUCUAUCCGCCGACACCCCAAGCCGUGUUCUCAGAGCAGAAGAUUUAUCCGCGGGCCCGAGAGCUGGGGUAUGGCCAGCAGGAACUGCGGACGGCUCCCCGAAUCACGCCGGCGGAACAGGGAAUGCGCCACAGAGGAAGAAAAAAACCGCUGCCGCAAGCGAUGUUAAGGAGCCUACGCUCUCUAAAGAGACUGGCGCUACUGGUUACGGACUCCAGUCACCUGCAGCGGAGGAGGCCGGAAAGUGUGUGCAGUUCAGUUUAGUGGACCAGUGUCUCACCGCCGCCGGGGGUGUUCUGAGUGACAUUCUCUCUGGGACAGAGAAGAUCGAUCAACUCAUUCAGUCUGUUCCACUUGCGGAAGACCCGAGCUGGAGCGGAGCCGUCGCGGCUCAAAGCGCAGUCACCGACGGACUGGCAAAGAGAGGAGGAUCGAAGAAAAACAGACCUAGCUCUCAUGCGCCCAGUGCAGAAAGGGGGGAAAUCUCCGCUUCGCCGAGCUUGGCCGCUACCCUAGCAGCCGUCAGAGCUGCCCAGAGAGCCGCCAUGGAGCUGCCGGAGAGUAUCCAUGUCGAACUGUUUCUCCUGUGCUUCCGAUUUCGGAAUCAACUAGGCGAAAGGUUCCAGCGCCUUUGUCGCACACUUGAAGCCAGACUCCGGUACAGACACUUUUUGAACCCGCCGUUGGUGGACCUGGCAGUUUCUUCGUCGACUUCCGGGAAGCUUGCGCGUCGAGGGUCUGCUGCGGGUAGCGAGUCGAACGAGUCGCCUCCGUGGACGGUGUUGUCUUGUGAUUUGCUGACCUUCAAGCAAGCUCUUCCCCUAGGGGCCACAGGCGGCGUGACUUCGUCGACCGGAACGUAUCUCGUGGGGCAGCGCUGGGACUGGGAGCGCGUCCUGAGGAGCGUCGCCCGGCCGUGCUCCGCGGGAGAGUCCGACGAAGAAGCUGCAGCUGCAGAGAAACUCGAAGUCGUGCGCCGCGAGCUCGAGAGUGUAGCGCUGAUUUGUGACCUGCGUCCCGUGUGGGCGACGAGUCACGAAGAAGCCAAGAAACUGUACAGAAAAGGGAACUCCGGCGGAUCGACAGAUCUUGAGGGCGACAGAGCCGCCUCAGCUCCCGUCGCCGGCGAUCUCACAGCUGCGCUCGAAUUUGAUGCCCGCCGCCUACUCAGCGACACCGUGGCUGGGUUUCGGAAGCAUCUCGUGAAUGAAAUCGACAACGGUCUCAUUCCCUCCGAAGUGGCGUCUCUGGUUGCUCUAGAAAUCCCCCUGCGCAAGUCGCAAGAUCGAGAGACCACCGCAUCUCGCAAACCUACCCAGAACUUGUUCCUCGUCUAUCUCCGGUGCUCGGGGCGCGCCCGUCCGGUUCGAGCGGGAGGGAAUAGUGGCAGAGAGACGAAUUUCGAUCCACCAGGAGGGUUUUGCGGAGAAAAGGACGCGACCGCGCCGCUCGAGGGGUCGGGACACAGUCUCGGAAAGGCAGAGAGCGACUGGUCCGAAGUGAUUCAGUGGAUAGACGAAACGGCCAGCCGCGACAACUGGGGAAGAUACGAGGAGGAUGCCUCGCUCCUUCGCCGAUGGGAAGGGUUUCUCUGCUCAGCUCUCGGCACUGUGUUGCGGGCCAUGCUGACCUGUGGACUCCAAGACGCGAAUGCGAUUGCGCAGGCGACCUACACACUGACGAGGCUCCUCAGAGCGCGGAAGGAACACCGGGCAGCUCGGAAGCAUGUCCGGUCUGCCGUGGCCCACGUCGAGGAGAUUGUCGGAUCCUUAAUGCAGCAGUCUGGCAGCGGCCUGGACCCGUGUCUCACAGCGUCUCUGGAUCCUCUUCCCUAUCUCUUGGAAGAAGAAACCUUUAGAGAGAGAGAAAAACAGGAAACUCUUCUUUCCCCUAGAGCGUCUCCUGGCGCCGUCGCGCGUACGCGGCGAGGCGCGUACAUCAGCGGCAGCUUCGCCAGUUUCGAAGGCGACAGCCAGAGCAACGCGAACGAUGGCGAGGGAGAAAAAUAUCUCGGGCAGGAGAAAAAGUGGGGAGCAUUCGUCCUGCAGAGCGCCAGCCUUCUCGUCAUGCUCUACGACCUCAGUCUCAAGCUCGAUCUGGAGCUGGGUGAACAGCCGGAGCGAGAAAAGGCGCUUGCUACUUCGAAAGAGAGGGGGAUGAGAACCGAAGACGCUGCGAAGGCGGAGCAGUCGCAUGCGGAGAAACUCAUGCGUCAGCAGCUUCAGGAAAUGGGAAACCUGGAUUUGUCUCCGCUGGAGAACCACCUGCUUACGAAGUUGGGGCAGAACCCGUAUCGUCUCUGUCUCUUUUGGUGUCGCCUCUCGGAGAGUCGGCAGGUCAACGCGCAGCAGAUUCUCACCGUCGCUGUUCGGGAGCUCGAGAGCGCCGUAGCUACAGAAAGGCAGCUUGUUCAUGCAGGCUGGCUGUUUCAGACGGACGAUCCAGCGGCGGCGCCGCCGACGUCUCGCCCUCCGAUUCUCCUCGGCCGGUCGUGUACCUCUCUGUCCCUUUCCAUGCCGGCGACUCGAAAAAAUGUCAUGUCUCAGGACGCAUUCGUCACCUUGUUCGGAGGGAAAAUCGCGGGGUCGGGCAUCUCAGUCACGAAACUGCACACCGAUCUGCUGCACACUGGGUUCCGACACCCCCCCCAAGGCAUCGUCCACAUUCCUCAUCUCGCCCCCAACACCAAGUACCACUUUGCAUGCGAAGAGCACAUCGACCUGAGGAAGAGUCUGGCGCUGAGCGAAACAACUCCGGAUUUCGGCACCUACUAUCCGCUACCGAUUCCUCUUCUCUGGAUGCACAUCUUGAGUUCCGCACAGAAACUGGGCAUCAAGAGCAUCACCAAAAUCUGCUGGGAAAAACUGUGGAGCUUCUUCUGUGAAGAAAAACGCGUCAGUCCGACGGCGGGCGGCCACACGAUCUGCCACUUCAAGCCUUUUAUUGCAGAGCGGCAAUCUCCUUAUGUCCUGGACGCUUUUGCCCGAGCCAUCUGUGCCAAGUACUCCCAUGCGCCCCUCGCCUCGGGCCGUUUUUCUGGACCUGGCCGAGAUACCCGACGGGGACAGGAGAAGCGACAGCGGCGGGCGAGUCGCCUGCUGAUUGCUGUGGAAGCUGCGAGUCUCGCGCGCAACUAUUCCUGCCUGUUUAGUGCAGUUGCGGCCUACGACGCGCAGCUUCGGCCCCUGCUCUGUCUCCGCACGCUUCCGCCUCUUCUUCUGGACGGGGUUGUUAAAUGCCUGGUUGCCAUGGAAGGCGUGCCGUGCACAGCAUGGCAUCCUCGAGGCCGAGCGCUGUUCGGCCUCCUCACCUCUCGGCUGAUGCUGCUUCAGACGCAGUGGCUGCAGGUAGGAGGAGGAGACGAAUGGGGGGACCUGAAGGGGCAGGCUGCUCAAGAAGCGGAGGCACUGGCGGUCUACUCCGCGCUGAAAACGACCUGCUGCGUUCCGCAACUCACGUGCCCCGGGCUGGCCAGCCGGGCUACCUUUGAGGAGACGGAAAUGCUUUUGCACUCCGCAGUCGCCGCCGUCGUCGUGGGCGGAGAGCGCGACGUCGGCAGCCUACGAGCUCUGCUGCCAGAAGCCACCGAAGAGGAUCUUCAUGUUGCCGUCCUGGACCUGGACGCCAUUCGGAAGGUGUCCAGCGCGGAGGACGCAGCCAAGUGUGCCCUUGCCGUUCUGGACCGCCUUCGGACCCACGCGCUCCUGAGACUCCCCCCUCCGUCGCUUCCUUCCUCUUCUUCAUGUCCUUCGGUUUCCUUUCCUGUCGCUCCGUAUUUCUACGGGUUGUUGAUGACCUUGGCCCUACGAAAGUGCUCUCGCCAGUGGAAAGGUCGACCCACUCUGGAGUUUGCGUGGCUUAUUCGCGAGGCCAGAAGCCUGCUCUUGAGUGCGGCCUCUCGCCCCAACUCCGCUUCCCCCUCGUCUCGAGUCGAGGGCGGCGACGCGAACGCGGCUCGCCUCUCUCCGCUUAAAGGCGGCGGCACCUCUGCUCUUCAGCUACCCCCCGCGUCCUCGGCCCCUGCGCUGUCCUUAGACAGGCAGCUGGAGGCUGCGACGGACGCCCUCGCUCGCUUCUUUCUGGAUGAAACGGAAGCGACGGGCGUCGUCCGCUGCGAUCCAGUCGAGGCCGUGCACCCUGGAGGCAGUGACAUGCACCACUUGGCUGCGCCGUGGUCUUCUCUCGACUCGUAUCCGGUCUUCCUCCGCCUCUUCGCUUCGGCUUCGCCCGCGCCCCCUCUCGGCGAGAGACCUCAGGGCCCGCGGGCAUGCUCACCCGGUGGCCCGGCCGCCACAGCGGCUCCGCACGCGUCUCCCCUCGGUUCGCACAAGUGCCGCUUCCUGCGCGACCGCCCGCUGCAGUCCGAGGAGCUGCGCGCGGCGCUCGUGGCGAGCCGAGAGUCGCCCCUGACCCUCUGGCUGGCGGAGGUCGAGUUGCUGGCUGUCCGGCCGCUGCUCCAGCUUCUGCGGGAAGCGACGCGCCGCGGCCGAGUGCCGAGCUGGCGGUCGACGCAGAGCCCACUUCCUUCCACAUCCUGGGCUCUCUCGCCAGGCGACGCAGAGGAAGAUGCCGCGCCGCACGCCAGCUCGCCUGAUCCCGCUUGUUCCGGCGAAGAGGCGCUCAGGCAACACCGCGGAACGGAUGCGUCCACCCUACUAAGAACUGGCAAAGAAUCGAACCCCCGUCUCUCGCGGGUGUCGGUGCGCCCCGACCCGGCCGACCCCCCGCCGCGGCUCGCCGUGGGAAGGCCCUCGCAGAUGGCGCCUUCCUCCAUCAGGGAUUCGGAUCUCUCGUCUCCCUCGUCUUCGCCACUCUCGCCCUCCCUGGCGAGGCCUGGCCUUGCGGGGCGCGACCGCGGCGGAUGGAGCCGCGAGGCAGAGUUGCGAUUGGUCGCGAGCGUGGUGGGUCACCUGGCGCAGGCGGCUCUGUUGGCGUCUCUUGCGGAGGCUCCUCAGCUUCUGCAGUUGUGUUUGUUGAGUGCGUUGAACACACUUCUCUGUUCGGUUCCGUCUCCGAGAGAAAUCGUCGAUUUUUCUCUUUUCCUGUCUCAAAACGACGCAGCAAAGCAGGAGGACGAGUGCGCGCUCGAUGCGCCGCCCGCCCUUGGACCUCCCUCUGCGCCGCCUCCCAACACUCUCCACGUCGCCUCGACCUCGGCAAAUCCCCCGUCGAGCCGAUUCAGCAGCAAUCCAGGAGCGGCGGGUCCAGCUGCCUCGCCGACAGACGCCGCGCUCAAGGAAGGCAAGCGCGGAACGCCGCUCGCCCCAUGUUUCCUCGCGGCCUACCUCCGCACAGCUGGCCUUGCUUCGCUCCUUCCCUACGGGCGGAACCAGCUCAGGGAGAAAGCUCUUUCGCCGUCGGAUCUCGCGUCCGGCGUCCACCUGCCCCCCCUCUUCCUCCAGGCCCUCGGAGACAAAACGGCUGGGGGCCUCUCCGGCGGAGACCGAAGAGACAGGACCGUUCGCCAGGCGGGCGACUCGGGUGCGCGGAACGGCUCUUCUCUUGCCCCACGCGCGGCCAGCGGGUCAGGGGCGGCGGCCGGAAAAGUCUCGGGAGAAAGAAGUGGAAAAUCUUCCGUGAGAGCGAAAGGCAAGUCGGUCGGCGGCCCCGGCUACUCCGCAUUUGGGACCGCUUUGAGCGGAGCGCGAGAAGGUGACGAGGGGAGUCCUCCGGUCGACAACGGGGGGGCGCGCGGGAGGCUCGAGAGGAAGCCUGCAGACAGCGAGGGAGACAGUGGAGAAAGGGACCGAGAGGAAUCGCCACUGCCCCUCUGGGUGGCGUUUGGCGUCUUGGCGCAAAUGUGCGUCGACUUCUUAGCCAACCACAAGUCAGAGAGAGCUCGCCUCAGCGCGCCUGCAGGCGACGCAAAGAGCGGCGGCACGGCGAGCGGGAGAGGCAAUGCAAGACUUUGCGCCAUUGAGGGCGACCGCGAAGAAGAAAGAGAGGAUCAGGGACACAGAACGUUGCAAAGCGACGCCGAGGACGUCCUCGCGGUUGCUUCAGACAGAGAAGCGAGCGACCGGCGUCCAAUUGCGGGAGGAGCAGAAGAGGCGCCGGGGCGGCGACAGCGAGAGACAGACGCAACCCGCCAGCGAGAAGCGACUGGUGUCUCUCCCGAGGGGAUGCCAAAUCGUGUCUCCGCGAUUUCUCGCGAAAGGUCUCCCCCCUGGUGUGGGGACUGGGAGACAGCCAUGCAGCCAACGAGGGAUGUACGCAGAGGGACACGGCCCGGCUGCAAGACGCGAUACGACUACUUUGAUGCGGAGAAACUGCCCUUUGAGGAUAUCGACUUGAGGAGCAUCGGGCGCCUCUUCAUCUUCUGCAUCCAAGUCCUGAUGCUCAAGUCGCGGUGGCACCAGACUGUCGCCCUCUGCAUCCGAUUCAACGCGCUCACGGGGAACCAGUUCGCCUUCGCCCUCUCGUCCUACGCUCUCGCGGCUCAGCAGCACAUUGUGGCGCUCCAUAAGGCGGCGGUUGAAGAGUCGAAGGAGCAGAUGAAAAAGGCCGAACAAGAGCUGGGGAGUCCACAGGGAGAUCGAAGAAAGACGGAGAGGCGUGCAGCUGUUGUCGGGCCAGCACAUCGCCAAGAACGCCUGUACUUCCACAGGAAGAAGUGCUACGACGCCGUGCUGGAGGGCCAGGUGUUUGCCUAUUCGUUGACGAAGGCAGUGGAAGCCCAGCUAAGGCAAGAACGCGCCGAAGCGGGCAUAUACGAGUCCUCUGGGGAGACUCAGCUGCGUGCCGCGCGGCUGCAGUUGUCUCGCUUUUGGCAGCAGCUCCUCGGUCCGAGUUCUGCGGGGGCCGUUCUGGACGUGGCGGCUUCCUGCGCUUCUCAAGACCCCACACAUCCUCUUCCUCCGUCUUCGCCUGCUUUACUCUCUUCGUCCAUCGAUGUCUCUCCGUCCACGGGAGUCUUCUCUGCCUCCAAAGCUUCGUCGUGCAGGCCGGCCGGAACUGAGCCGAAUUCGCCCCUGAAGGCCUCGGCGGUUCUCCAUGCGUACUGCCUCGCCGAGGGUUUUCUCCGCCGACACCAGCAAGCGGAUCUCCUGUCUCUGGCCCUCUUUGAAAAGGGGAAUAUGCUUUGCAUUUCCGGCAAGGCGGCGCUCGCGGCGAAGGCGUGGCGCGAAGCCGUUGACGCGGCGCACCGCCAGAUGGACGCGGUGCUCCAGACCGAGUGUGCCGAGUCUCUGCGUGUGGGGCGAGAGCCCGGGGACCCCUGUGGAGACGCGAAUGGCGCGGCCGGCAGUGGGUGUCUACACCCGGAGACCCGGACCCGAACGCAGCCUUCGGCGUGUGCCAAGACUUGCCACCGCUCAGCAGCCCGGAUCUCGUCGCCUCAAGUGUGCAGCUCGCCUCCGUCUCCGCGGAAGGCUCUGGCCUCGAAAGAGACGAAAAAGCCCCUCGUGGCUGGCCUCGCCUCCGCAGUGCCUACACCGCAAACUGGGCCCCCGAACGGGUCACAGAUGCGGCUUGCGCUCCAGAGCCUCGUGCCGCUCUACUUUGCGGCGCGCCUCGGCCACUUCAACUCCCUCGACUUCCACUUGGCAAGCGCUGCGUUGGCGUCGCAGGUGGUCAGGCGCGUCCUGGCUGCUUCCGAGCCGCACCCGUUGGAUCUGGCGCGUUUUUUUCAGUACCGCAGCGACGGCAAGUGCAUGCGCUACCGCAUGCGCGAGGUUGGCCGCCUCGGCGCGCUGUUUGAAGACGCGCUGGAGGUAGGCGGCGCAAGCAUGCAGUCGUUCUUGGCUGCGCUCCUCUGGUUCGCCCAGAUCCUCACCGACACGCAGGUCGAGCCUGUGCACGCACACGCGCUCUUCGCCCUCGCAGAGUUCCUCGCAGCCGACGCAUGCAAACACGUGGAGACGGCGACGCUCUGCCGAGCCCGCCGCGCGACGCUCCUGACCAGCGCGGGCGACCUCCAAGCGGCGUUCUGGCAGCUCGUCGCAAUCUACCAAGGCCAAGACACCGAAACGAUGACGGGCGUUUUCAAUCGGGACUGUCUCGACGAAAUGGUGGAGCCGCAGGGCUCUUGCGGGCCUCUGCAUCUUCCGCCUUCUCCAAGUCCUUUCGCCCCUGCUUCGUCGGCGUGUGCGGGUGCCUCAGAGGGCUUUCUGAACUUUGCGCCUGUGGGGCAUGAGCAGAACGCGCGAGCCACCGCAACGGUACUUGCGCUGAAUCUUCCCCCACAACUGGAGCAACUAUACGGACGAGACGCCGCCUUCUUCUUCGCCUUGGCCCGCGCCCAGUGGCUUUUCGCGGCAGACGCUCGGAUGCCAGUCUGCCUUGAUGCCGGCGGCCAGCGACUCGCCGAGCGCCUUGAGCGCCUAACGGCGCUGGAGACGUUUUUGCUUGGUCUCGUGAAGGACAUCCUGGCGGAGCCCGAGAAACAGCCACAGAGUCCAUCGCUGGGAGAUCUACCCUCCGCGCCUCCGACUUCGAGUAGGGGCCCGUCGAGGCUGAUCACGAGCCCGAUAGGGGCGAGACACCAUGGCGCUGGACAGAGCAGUGGAGGAAACGGUUCCCUUUCUGCCUCAACCGAGGAGGCUACUGCCUCUUCGCUGCUGGGGAAUCUGACUCUACGCGACCUUCACCUUAUCAGUGCAGGCGCUUGGGAGGUUCUUCUGCGGUCUCUCCUUCUUUUGGCCAGAGUGUGUGGAUUGCGGGCGACUCCCCAGCAGGCCGCGUCAGUUUUGACGUUCGCAAUUCACCUUGCACAGCACCGCCUGGAUGCGUUGCGCCUCGACUCCGCCCUGCCUUGCCUUCUUUCGCCGUCGCCUCCCGCGGUGCACCAGACCUGUGGGCGCGGCCGCAGGGGAACAGACGGCUCCAGCGGAGUCGGGGACCGAUCGAGCGGAGCGGAAAAGGGGACCAGUCGAGAGACACACGCACAGGAAAGCGGAGAAGACGCAAGGGAGCACGCACGCUGCCCGGCGCCUCCGGAACUGAAUGCAGGCGUGGUUUUUCCGACACCCGAACUGAAUCUUCAACUCUUUCUGCAUCUGGCGCACGCGACCAUGCAGAUCUCUGACCUGGACUCUGCGUUCGCGCUUGUCGAGCGCCUGUUGGCCACCUGCUCGGGGCAUGCUUUGCGUCCCGAUCUCGAGGCGUCUUCUCGUUCUCUUUCGCCUUCCCUGGGCUCCCUCUCGCCCGCGUCCUCGACGCUUUCUGGCCUCUCGACGAAGCCGUCGGUCUCCGACUGCUCUGUGCGUUUCUCGGCUUCGCCGGAGUCUCCUUCUUCCUCUCCGGGGUCUCCAUUCGCCUUUCCGCUGCCGCCGCCUCUGGAGCGCAGGAAGGUGGAAACCGUGUGUGCGCCGCUCGCCGUCGUCGACCUGCUUCUCCUCCAAGCAGACAUGCUGCUCUUGAAGGGCAGCCUGCCGGAGGCGUUCCAGGCGGCCGUCCGUGCGCUCGACUACGCGGAGCGUUUGCGGCUCCACAAGUCCCUUCAAUACGUGAAGGCGUGUGAAAAAGUGUACCUUUUGCUGACCGCAAACCCCGCCCUUGGCUCGCUCCUGGACGCGCCGGUCUCGCGGAAAUCCCUACAACGGGGCAAGACACCGAGAGCAGCGUCGUCGCCCGAACCCACCGAGCCGUUCCCAGAGGGCGGCUGUGAGGCCAGUCUGCCCCACAGUCAGGCUUGCGCCUGGGCGCGUCGCGACGCCCCCUCGGGGUUCUCGCCCGAGGCGGCUGUGAAGCAGGCGCCAGCUGCUUCCCGGAGCUUCGCCUCGGCCUCGCCCGUCCGCAGUCGCGGCGACGGGGCCGGACGCGAAAGACAAGAGGCCGGGACAGGGGGAUCCUCCUGCGCCGAAGGGUCCUCCUUUUUUCGCUCCGUGUCUGGAGGUCUCGGCCGAGUGUCGAGAAGAGAGUGGAGAGGCGAGGGCGACGGCGAGCUCGGUCAGGGACAGGAGCGCCGCCUCGGCCACCCGACCGGGGUCCGCCGGUUGGGCUUGGUCGCCUCGCCGUCGUUAACGACUCGCUUCGGACCUCAGCCGCGAGAGCGACAGGGGAAUGCGAGAACGGCCGUUCGCACUCUCCCGCUGAGCAAGAAAGCAAAGGAUUUGGCCAGGCAGACGGGCAAAACGGGCCCUGAUUCUUUCGCGCUUUGCCCCGUCGCCUGCGCGACCGGAAGUGCGUACUUCUCACACCUCGCGGUGCUUCAAAAUCUCCUGAUUAACGCCAUCGAGCGACUCGACGAGGGAGCGCCGGGAGAGGAAGGCGAUGCGUGCGGAGACAGAGCGGAGAACCCGGCACCAGCUGCCCGGGAGACUGUCUCUGGCUCGAACGGCGACAAACGCGUUGCAUCAGAAACGGCAGACCAGCCGGAUUCGGCGGGAGAAUGCGGGGGCAACGGCCAGGCCGCGACCGCUGCGGCAGCACCCGAGCUCGAGCGCUGGCCUCGAGACAGUUUGCGUUUCAAUGGAGUCGGCAUCGCACCCUCUUCUUUCGGUGCGGAUCUUGACGCCGCCGUCAUCGUCAGCUUGGUAGCCGCCGUUUCCCCGAAGGAAAUUGUGGGUUGGCCGUCCUCCGCGUCUUUGGCCUUUCUCCCGGGCUUUUCUGUUGAAGUGCCUGCUGAGUCGCUCCUGUCUCCUCUGAGAGCGUUCAUCUCCGAGAUCCUUCCUCUAUCUCUCCGCGUGGCCGAGACGCCUACGCCGUACCCGAGCUUUUUAACUCUGCUUUCUGGAGACGCCCGCUCGCCCCUGGCCUUUCCCCGGCCUGCUCCAGCCCCUGGGAGCGGGCCGGCGCCGCAGGGGCCUUCGCCCCCUGUUGCUGCGAGGGCGCCGGAACCAAACCUGUACGCACCGCAGCAGGAGCUGCGGCUGCAGCUGGCUGUGGAGCUCGUCGACGUUCUUCUGAAGAAAGGUGACUACAUGCACGCGGGCCUCCUGGUCUCCGACUUGGUGCCCCGCGUGCGGCGCAUUGCGGCCGUACUGCCGUUCCUCGCUGCCCGCCUGGGGCUUCUGCACCUUCGGACUCGGCGGCUGGGGACAGAUCUCGCCCGGAUGGAGAGACACAUUUUGCGCAGCGGGGACCCGAGCCUGCGGAGCCCGUCGCCGCCAGCCCUGCGGCCUUCGGAACAGAGCAGCCAGAACACGCACUGGCUCCACCAACUCGGCAAGUAUGUGGGGAGCGUCUUGACUCUCUCGGCGUUCAUCGAGACGCUCUGUGGGCACGACUUUGCGCUCCUUCUCUCCCUUUACCAAGAGGGCAUACGCGGGCUCCUCACCUACUUUCUGCUGGAGGAAGGAUGUAAAAGUGCGGCUGCGCGGCGCGGCGCGUUCAUGGCCAUCCACGCACUCCGCGCGGCAGCUGAAGAAACGAUGGGGCUCCAGAAAAAGGCCCUGAAGGGUGCGCUCGUCGCGAGCCUCGCGCCCUCCGGCACUGAGAAAAGCGGCCAGACUGGGGCGGCAGGAGCCGGGCACCGCACUGUUCCUUUGGCCGUUUCGACGAUGGCAGGGGAGACACAAGCCAAGGACGGCGACAGAGGGGACAGGGGCGCGGCGGCGCUGGACGCUGGGAAACUCUCACCCGCUGCCAUCAAAUACCUUGCCGCCUUGGCGGCCAACGAAGCGGAAGGCCCCGGAAGCUGCGUGAGCACAGCGCCCAACGCAGACCUCAAGGUUGCCCUACCUUCCAUUCUUGCUUGCCUCUCUUCUCUGCGAGACCGGUGCACCCUGUUUCACUCGUUCAAUCGGGAACAGCGGGCGGCUGCAGACUACCUUCACAUGCUUCUCUUCUGUCAUGCCCCCCGGUAUCGUUCGCUCGCAUGUCUUUCGCCAAACGCGUUCCUUCUCUCCGGCGCAGCUGCCGCGUCUUCGGACGCCUCCUCCUCCACACAUCCCACCAAGAAUUCUGUGCGAACGCCUUCUCCGUCCAGCCGCACUGGCGCUGCGUCCUCGUCCUCUGCGUCUGUGUCGCUCGCGUCUCUGUUCGCUCCCCAGACUGGCAGCAGAUCCGCCGACGCGCCCUGGACCGCGCUUAUGAACUCGACCUGGCGUCUGGGCUGGUGCUGGCUUCCGUCGGCUCCCUUCGAUGCAUCUGAAUCCGCUGUCUUUGACCCGACGACCCGGCAGUGGACACUCUGUUCGCCUCCACGAGGGGCAGACGCUGUAACUUUGCUUGUUUGUUCGCGCGGUAAGAAAUUGCGGUCUCUGCCGAAUUCUCCAGGUUCGUUGGCAGCAAGCGGAGACGGGGGCCGCGAGAGCCGACUGCCUGCUUCCGAUGGAGGGCGAGGAGGGAAGGGGGAGAAGCCGGAGAGAACAGGCCCCGCGUCGCUCUCUCCUCAGAGUCAGAGCUCCUCGAUUCUCUCUCCGACCUCCAGAGAGAACGGGACCAACUCGCCGGGAAAUGGCGCCACCCGCAGCCCCGCCGCCUCGGCUGCGCAGCUGACCGAGGCACCGGGGUCGCCUGGCAGGGCGGGAGGCGUGACGGUGGGGAAACCGAGCAAGGCGGAUAGCGGGCGACGCGGCGCAUCCACCGGGAGGGGCGAAGAAGACGGAAAUCGAGGAGGAAGCCCGGAGGAAAACGGUGCCGAGGGAACGGUGUACAUGGGUCAGUACAGUCACAGACGACUCCUCGACAUGAGCAUGCUUUUCAAAAAGCUUUGCCGACAGGUCCGCCGGGGCGGAAACGUUGGCUCACUGACACGCUCCCAGGCGCUGGAGCUCUCGGGAGCGCAGGUGCUUCGCGAGGUGGACCGGCGGCAGGCGUGGGCAGUGGAAGACAACCUAGUCAGUUACCGGAUCAUCAGCAACGCGUUCUACCGGUUGUUUUUGCUCCUCAAUGACGGCUUGGUUCCACGGACUGUGGCUGGGGACGCCGAGGGAGGCGGGCCGUAUCACGCGAGAAGGCGGGCGUGGAUUGAAGGCCCAGCUGGCACGGUCUUCAGCAGCACGACCGGCCGCCUCGGCGCAAGUGGGGACAGCUCGUUGGGGUCUUCCAGCCCAUCUUUCCGUUCUUCCACUGCGGCGCGCCCUUCCUUGUGGCGGAAUCGAUCGUCUGAUGGGAGUUCUGCGCAGGGAUCGUCGUUGGGGGCCAGUUAUGCUCUGCACUCGUUUUCCUCGCCCGUGUUCUUUGGCAGUCGGCGAGGCGUCUGGGGAGCAGAGGAAACGAGUGCCCCCCAGAGUCGCGGCGGAGCUCUUGAGUUCCUUCAGGACCUCGACCACGGAGAUAUUGUUCGCGCGCACGCCUCCAGGCGGUCCUACGCGAUCAAGGCUGUGUACCGACUGUGGAAUGACAUGCGCGUCGUCACUCAGGAGCAGGCUGCCGCCACGCAGGCCCCAGGCGCUGCAAAUGAACAAGGCAAGGCGACGAAAAUCAACAAACGGGUGGGUUCGGCGGCCCAGCUGGCAGGGAGCCAGACCGGCCAUUCGGGGGCAAGCAGCGAGACAGGGGUUUCACCGCCAGACCGGAAAUCUCAAGGAUACGUGGUCGAAGGCGUCAGCAACGACGUCCUCUAUGGCGUGCUCUUGGCCUGCGCAGAUUUGGCAAAUCCCGUUCACGUUGCCAGCACAUGCGGGAAAGAAUCAAUCAAUCGAUUUUUCGUGGACGCUUUGGCGCCAUGCGUGGUUGCCAGUGUCGGGGACAAUGACUCAUCCGCUUAG
Neospora caninum is the source of this 14871-nucleotide messenger RNA. RefSeq lists its product as hypothetical. Gene Ontology annotation, biological process: cilium assembly. The coding region runs from base 1 to 14871 and encodes 4956 amino acids. The record is from RefSeq and is a predicted model, not a curated record. NCBI's taxonomy places the organism in Eukaryota, Apicomplexa, Conoidasida, Eucoccidiorida, Sarcocystidae. The transcript is spliced from 27 exons.